This is a messenger RNA of Etheostoma spectabile (orangethroat darter), 3203 nucleotides long. It is a transcript of the gene camkk1a, whose product is annotated as calcium/calmodulin-dependent protein kinase kinase 1, alpha a. The record is from RefSeq and is a predicted model, not a curated record. Lineage: Eukaryota; Metazoa; Chordata; Actinopteri; Perciformes; Percidae. Gene Ontology annotation, molecular function: ATP binding; protein serine/threonine kinase activity. Bases 541 to 2073 code for a protein of 510 amino acids. The transcript has 17 exons. Gene Ontology annotation, biological process: protein phosphorylation; CAMKK-AMPK signaling cascade.
UCCGUCUCAAAGUGUGUGAGAGCAGCCCUCGUUCUGCUGUGCGCGCGCUGCAGUGGUGCACCAGGGGCCGGCUGCGGGCUGGCAGCGUACCAGUCAGCCGCUGGGUGUCUGCACCCUGGCUCGAGCGAGGGAGGUCUGUCUGUGUUUUCCGGAAGAGAGGGUGUGACACAUGGGACACAAGAACACACACACACACACACACACACACACACACACACAAACACACAUCUCAGGUCAGCCACAGCUGAUCCUCAGAAACACUUACCGCACAGGACCUGGACGGAUCCUUCCUGCGUCUCUGCGUUAACGAUCAGCUGAUAGAGUGGAUCGAACAGGCACCGUGCAUCCAAACGGGACAACCCCCCCCCUCCCUCUCCCUUUGACUUGGACGCUUUGGGACUCAAACACGCUUCACUACUCAUUUGGCUGUGGCGGAACGCUGCGACUGGAGGCUGUCCCAGCUCCCGUUGAUGCUGGUGGGCGCUCCCCAGUACUCUCCCCGCAACCUGCUCCGGCGCCGCUCCCACCUCCCCGCCCACCAUGGCUAUGAGCAGUGACCCUGGCCCUGAGAUGCUGGACCCCAGCUCUGACAAACAGACAAGCAGUCUCACAGACGACAUGGCUGCCUUGACGACGGACGACUCCGGCGGCUCUGCGUCCAACGCCGUGAGGAAUGGCGGGGCUCAGCAGGACGCCGCUCAGGCCAAGAAGACGCGCGCGCUGCGGCCUCACCUGACGGGGAGGAAGUUGUCGUUGCAGGAGAGAGGCACUUACCUGUCCGGCUCUGGAGGAGGAUACACGCACGUGUCCCCUCGUGUGGCUCGCAGGCCCACCGUGGAGUCUAAGCGUGUGUCCAUCUCAGACGCUCAGGACUGUAUCCAGUUGAACCAGUAUAAGCUGAAGAGUGAGAUUGGAAAGGGCUCCUACGGUGUUGUCAAACUUGCCUACAAUGAGGAUGAUGACAAACAUUAUGCCAUGAAGCUGGUGUCUAAGAAGAAGUUGAUGAAGCAGUGUGGUUUUCCACGUCGCCCACCCCCACGAGGACCCAAAGCGGCCCAAGGAGAGCAGCCGAAAAUCUUGGGACCCCUGGAGAGGGUCUACCAAGAGAUUGCCAUCCUUAAAAAACUGGACCAUGUCAACAUUGUCAAGCUGGUGGAGGUGCUGGAUGAUCCAGCGGAGGACAACCUUCACAUGGUGUUUGAGCUAAUGCCUAAGGGUCCAGUGAUGGAGGUGCCCUCGGACAAUCCUUUUUCAGAAGAGCAGGCGAGGUUAUACUUCAGAGACAUCAUCCUGGGCAUUGAGUACCUGCACUACCAGAAGAUUGUCCACCGGGACAUCAAGCCUUCUAACUUGCUACUGGGGGACGAUGGCCAUGUGAAGAUAGCAGACUUUGGGGUCAGCAACCAGUUUGAGGGCAACGAUGCUUUGCUGUCCAGCACUGCUGGCACUCCUGCAUUUAUGGCACCAGAAACCCUUUCAGACGCUCGGAAGAGCUUCAGUGGAAAAGCGCUGGAUGUGUGGGCCAUGGGAGUUACUCUCUACUGUUUCGUCUUCGGGAAGUGCCCCUUUAUUGACGAGUACAUAUUGGCUUUGCACAAUAAGAUAAGGACCAAGCUUGUGGAUUUCCCAGAAACACCUCAGAUCAGUGAAGAGCUGCGGACUCUGAUCUUGCGUAUGCUGGACAAGAACCCAGACACCCGGAUCACCCUGCCUGAAAUCAAGGUGGACCAGUGGGUGACCCAGAGAGGCGCUGAUCCUUUGCCCCUGGAGGAGGAGCACUGCUCUGUGGUGGAGGUGACAGAGGAGGAAAUCCAGAAUUCAGUCAAGUUUGUUCCCAGCCUCUCUGCAGUGAUUUUGGUAAGAGCCAUGCUGAGGAAGCGCUCCUUCGGUAACCCCUUUGAGUGCCCGAGCAGGAAAGAGGAGAGGUCCAUGUCUGCACCUGGCAGCCUGCUCAUGGACUCGUGGCCCUUCCGGCCCACUUUUAAACUUCACCCCUCUCUCAGAAAGAGCAGCACCGGAGACGGACCCAGAGACGGAGAGCUGGAGGACCUGCAUGAAGACGAGCCCUCUUGAGUCUUAACGACGCUCCUCCCGUCAACAGAGCUUUGUCUUACACUCCAUCCAUUCCUUCGCUUGAACCACAGUGUGCCCACCCCUUCAUCCUUUAAAUCAGUGACUCACCACAGGCCCAUCACUCUAUUCACUGGCGUUUAUAUUCAGACUUAGAAGCUUGGACUCGCUUAGUUUUUUCUCAUCCUUCUUCAGCCUCAGAGUUUCCUUCUUGAUCCCAAUUCCCCACAAUUCCCUUCUCCGACGCGGAGUCUCUGGACACUAAUGAUCUACAACGUUGCUCACUGUUGAGACUGGCAUCAGUGAUCCGAUAAGAGGAACUCUGCUGAACUUCUGGAUCGUUGACAGUUUAAAUUAUUGUUGCGGAAGAACGGCACAAACAUGUUUGUCAGCUGGCAUUACACUGUAAUGUGUGUGUGUUUUUUUUUUUACCCGUGUGCAUGGAUGAAUAGUUGGACCUCAUCAUCAGACUGACCUGUACCAGUCAGGCGAAGAGAAUAAUCAUCACAGAUUUCAGCAUGUAAAUGACACUAUAUUGUCUCUUCAGUGAGCUCCAGUGCUUUGAUUUAAAUUGGAUCAGGUACAGCCCCCAUUCCUCAUCAGCUUUGACUUUGGAGCUGGGUGAUGAAGGUCCAAGUCCUUCCCGUGCUGGCCUGACUUGUUGAACUUGUUGACAGGAUGGAAAGGAAGUCAGCUGUCUGAGGCUGGUCACACAGGAAGGACUACACCAUGUGGAGUGUGGAAUUAUUUUAGAAGUCGUUCACACGUUCCUCUCCUGCUCGUUAUUAGUCUGUUUUUCCAUUAAUGGAACCAGCUCGCCUCGACUCGGCCCCGAGGCCCCGUCCUCCUUUCUCCAUUGCAGAUUAGUACCGCCUCAUGUGUGAGGUGUGCGUGGCUGGUCGUCAUAGCAGCAAACCGCCGUGACCUAACGCCACACACACACACACACACACACACACACACAAAACGUGGAAGGUGUGUUGCUUUUGGUUCUCGUCGUGUUCCCACAGUCAGAAGACAAAAGAAGCUGGAGGCAGCAAAAAAAAAAAAAACACGGCUCGAUAAACUACUGAACACGGCUGUCGCUAGCAAUGAUGGCGCAGUGAUUUGUGAGGAUUCUCUCCGACCAAUCA